Molecule: messenger RNA, 1594 nt
Organism: Schistocerca serialis cubense
Lineage: Eukaryota; Metazoa; Arthropoda; Insecta; Orthoptera; Acrididae
Product: trafficking protein particle complex subunit 13
Exons: 10
Coding region: 322-1545 (407 amino acids)
Cellular component (GO): TRAPPIII protein complex
Source: RefSeq, a predicted model, not a curated record
UUUUGAUUGUCACUUUGCGACUGCUGGUGAAUGUGAAUGUGUCAAGAGCAGCAUCUGUUGACAUGACGUUGAUGAUGCAGUUUAUUCGGAAUUGAGUCUGUAGUGCGUCGCUAAGCCUGUUGCAAAGUAAACGCUUUUAUGAAAGUUUCCUAGAGGCACAUAUAUACUAUGAUUUCAGUCGUAUACAGAUUACCUGCGUACAAAAUUCUAAUCGGAAAAUGAAGAAAAACUUAUGUUGUCAUUUGGGCAUCAUAUAAGAAACUAGUUUAUUUCAGUGUUUUGCAGAGAGUGGUGUUCCUAACGCCAUUGGAUUGUGGAAAGAUGGAAGGCAAGGAAAGAAACGAGCACAUUCUUGCUUUGAAAGUUAUGCGACUUACAAGACCAACUUUAUCAAGUCCAUUAAUCGUGACAAGUGAUGCGAAAGAUCUGCCAGGAAACCUGUUCAACAAUGAUCUGAAGCAUGACAUUACUUCUGUAUCAAGUGUUGAGACACUAGCUGCUGGACAGUUUCUCCUGUUACCACAAAGUUUUGGAAAUAUUUAUCUUGGCGAAACCUUCUCAAGCUAUAUUUGUGUCCACAAUGACAGUAACCAGGUAGCAAGUGAUGUUUCUGUCAAGGUGGAUCUGCAGACAAAUUCCCAACGUAUUCCUCUAUCGGGUGGCCACUCAGAAGCUGUCGCUAAAGAGCUUCAUCCACAAGAGACUGUUGAUGAUGUGAUUCAUCAUGAAGUAAAGGAGGUUGGUACACACAUACUACUUUGUGAAGUGAGCUACAAUUCACCCAUGAAGAAUCAUUUAUCAUUUCGCAAGUUUUUUAAAUUUGAAGUAUUCAAACCUUUGGAUGUAAAAACAAAGUUUUAUAAUGCAGAGUCUGACGAAGUUUACCUAGAAGCCCAAGUACAGAAUAUUACGUCAGGCCCCAUCUGUUUGGAGAAAGUAUCUUUGGAAUCUUCACAUCUUUUCAAUGUGACAGCCUUAAACUCAACUCCAGCUGGAGAAUCUGUUUUUGGCCGAGUGAACGUUCUUCAGCCACAAGCAAGCCGACAGUUUCUUUAUUGCCUUGCUCCACAGCCGUCACUGACAUCUGAUUUGAGACUACUUGCUGGUGCUACAAAUAUAGGAAAACUUGAUAUAGUGUGGAGAUCUAACCUUGGGGAACGGGGAAGAUUACAGACAAGUCAGUUGCAAAGGAUGGCUCCAGAUUAUGGGGACAUACGUUUGUCUGUGCAAGAACUCCCAAAUAUUGUGAUUUUAGAGGAAGCCUUCACGAUUGUGUGCAGGAUAAUCAACACAUGUGAAAGAUCAAUGGACCUCGUGUUGGGACUUGAGUCAUCAGCAGCAUCUGGUCUUGUUUGGAGUGGAGUGUCUGGCAGGCAGAUGGGUAAAUUGGAACCUGGGGCUUCAGUAUAUUUCUCUCUCUGUUUAGUUCCUACAACACCAGGUUUACAGAACAUAUCAGGAAUUCGCCUCACAGACAUUUUUCUAAAAAGGACAUAUGAUUAUGAUGAGCUGGCACAAGUAUUUGUUACACAGAAAUCGAACUGAAUAAUACAGAAAUGAUAGAUAAAAUAAAAUUCUAGAAAUUCUGUCUAAA